AUGGUGUAUGCCCGAGAGGAUGUGGAAAGUGUGCUGGCUGCUCGUGGUUGGAGGGAGAUCAGGCAGAUAGGGGAAGGCUCAUUCGCCAAGGCUCUGCUUGUAGAGGCAGCGGAUGGCACCCAGGCCGUUUGCAAGGUGAUGGACAUUAGUGAGGCAUCCAGAAAAGAGGCUGAAGAUGCCGCGAAGGAAGGCAGAUUGCUAGCAUCCUUGCAACAUCCCUUCGUCGUGCGGUACCGUGACAGCUUUUGCGAGGCUGGCGUGUUGUGCCUCAUCAUGGACUUUUGUGAAGGCGGCGAGCUUGCCAAGCAGAUUCGCAGAGCCAGGCGAAACCAUCAGAGGAUCCCGGAAGAGCAGAUACUCCGAUGGUUUACGCAGGCUAUGCUGUCGCUGAAGUAUAUCCAUGACAAGCACAUCCUUCACAGGGACCUAAAGCCAGCAAAUUUCUUCCUCACGAAGACCGGGUCUCUGAAAAUGGGUGAUUUUGGAAUUGCCAAAACCAUGGCUUGUACGAUAGCCUUUGCAAAGACAAGAAUUGGUACUCCCUACUAUCUUAGUCCAGAAGUUUGCCAGGAGAAGCCAUAUGCUUGGGCAUCUGACAUGUGGUCGAUGGGUUGCAUCCUGUAUGAGAUGUGUGCUUUGCAAGUCCCUUUCGAUGCGCACAGCAUUUCGGGCCUUGUGCAGAAGAUCUGCUAUGGCCCCUUGCCGACUGUGCCAGACUGCUACUCUGACUUUCUGCGACGGCUUUGCCGGCAGCUCCUCGACCGGGAUCCCAAGAAGAGACCCUCGGCCGAUGAGGUGCUCCAGCUGCCAGAGAUUCAGAAGGUCGUGCGCCAGAUGCUUGAAGAAGCACGGCUCCCAGCGCCCAAGCCGGCUGAACCGACGGACAGGCGAGCAAAGACCUCUGCCACGGCGGGCGCCUACAGGAAAGAUGAUGUGGUUGAAUACUACUCAGAGUGGCUCCCAGCCACCAUCGUAGAUGCGGACUCGAUGGGCCGAGUCAUGAUCGAUCUGCGGCCAGGGGUUUGGCUUUCGCCUGUCUAG
Effrenium voratum is the source of this 1041-nucleotide messenger RNA. The record is from the annotation of a GenBank genome assembly. Lineage: Eukaryota; Dinophyceae; Suessiales; Symbiodiniaceae.